AUGUACGGUCCUGACACGCCCUUCGCCCCGAAGCCCAGUCUGGAAAGCCUUCCGGAGCAGCCCUCGCCUGCCUUGGAGGAUGAUGACGACGCCGAAACCUCCCCUGAAAAGCGAAGCCCAGGUGUAGAUCGGGAUUGUCCAGGUCAUGUCUUCAGAUUUCUUUCGAACAGACGUGGUGUCUGGACUGUCUUGCAGGUUGAGAACAAUGACGCCGUUGAUGGGUAUCGGCACUUUAUUUCCACAGCAGAAUGGUAUUCUCUUCGCACUCCAUAUACGCAGUACUUCACAAAGAACCAUGCCGGCAACUACUUGCCUCUGGCACACUUGCUGGAAGUGGCACGCAGACCAACCUACAAAGGCCACAUCGCCGGAUUGACUUCCCUGCCAGUGGACUGCUGCACAGUCCUGGGGAUACUUGUCACUCUGGCCACAUUGCUUCCCACAGCAAGCCUGGGACCUGAUGCUCUGAUGGAGUGUUUGGGGGUCCUGCAAACAUUCGAAGAACACAUGAGCAUCAAUGACUCCAUUCCCCUGCUGCCCCACGCCCGAGUCUUCUGUGUUCAGGUGCAAGAGAACCUGAUGCCUGUGCCAGCACUGAAAGCAGCACUGCACGAGCUUGGUCUCAGUUGGGCAAGGUUUGCAAAAAAAAUCCCUGGCAAAGACACAAAUGCCACAAUGCCGCUCAGCACCUUCCUUGUCACGUGCCUGAGGAUGAGAUCCGAUAAGGAUUUCUGGAACUCCCUUGGUUUCCGUCGCCUGACAAAACGUGUCCUGCACGUUUUUGCGCAACGUGCAGAAGAGAGUCUGGAAAGGGCAACCACAGAACAAUGCCCGGACCCCAACAUUGCUCACAAGUAUCAUCCGUACAUGGCUGUGUCACGCAGGAAGGGCAACAGGUCGCUUCGCAUGAACAUGGUAAGCCGCUUCCUCUGCCGGGGUACAGGCUACGUGUCUUUGAAGGACGAAAGGUGCCUUUCGGAGCUAGAACUCGUGGCUGAGAACUCGAAUCUGGCUACCAAGACAGCCGCUGAGUUUGUGGCCCGACUUCUCCUGAAGACAGAGAGCCACGUUGCAGCUGCUCUUAGCCGUCAAGAGAUGAAGUGCCUGAACUUUUGCUUUGACGAGGCCACAGUGGCCACUGAGAAGGUCUUGUCCGUGGUGUUUAUGCUGGACGGUUGUCUUUUUCCCGGAGCCACGCAGAUGCUACCUGUGAACGUGUGUAACAAAGACGAAGCUGCAGAGGCUUCACGAAGCCUGGCUGCAGCCUUGCAGGGUCGACUGCCGCAGGACGCCACGCAGCGCACGCAGCUUCCCAAGAACGCCUUUGCUUUCCGAGAGUUUCGCAAGCCCACAAAAGACCUGCUAGCUGGAAUUGCAAACUCUCUGCAGCAAGCCAUGCCUUCCGGGUUCACCCUUCAGAGCUGCAAGCCGCCGAAUCCCUUGAAACCUGCUGGACAAGGCUGUGAAAGACAUGUCUACGACAAUAGUGAGUUGCGACUCCUACCGCAGCAGCUUCCGUCAGACGCACACUUCUUCUUUACCUGGGACUCAGAGGCCUUGGAAUCCCGCAAGGACUUCUAUGAGCACGAAAACUUCACAAGACUGGUUUUCAGUGCCGACGAAGGGACACAGGCCAUUCGUGGCCUCACAGGGGCCGCAGAUCUGCUUAAGAAGCUGGGGGUUCUCUUUCGCUUCUCGAGGGGACCAUUCAAAACAUCAAAGUUUGGCCGUUUGGUUUCAGAUGCCCGCGACCGCAUCAUCGAGCUUCUGUCAAAGGACCCCAACGCCGACUUUGCACAGAUGUUUAUACCAGGCAUGGCUAAGGAUGCGGCAGGCUUGCACAAUGGGAGUGGGAUUGCCGAGAGCAGCUUCACAGCAGCCGAUGCUUUGAGCAUGCUACGUGACCGGCAAGGCACGAGACUUCCAGAACAACUCAAGCGCCUCCUUGAAGCAUGCCUUGUCCUUGGCCACUGGCACACUGGCAAGCGGGUGCAACGACUCAUCACGAAGAAGACUCUACAGGACGCAGCUAAAGGUGCAGCCAUCCCGUAUUGUUCUGCAGACAACGACCCCGAGUCACGCACAUGGCUGGCAAGUUUGACCCUUUGCCAUCUGAGCUCCCUGUGUUCCUUGGACGCCUACCACACCUCAUUUCCUUGGAGAGCCAUUGCAUGCCUGAACGCGCAAGCCCGGGCAAGCUGUCUGGAAGACAUGCAGAAGGAAUGGCUCUUUGUGACGGAAAUUGUCGAUGUCCUCCCGAGCAAAUGUGCUUUGUACGGUCUUCUUUCUUUCACCCGCUAUCAACCGUACAGAGACAUCAUGACAAAGGGGGAGUGUGGUGCUCAGUUUCACGGGUCCUUCAGCUUCAAGUCCGAGGCCAUGGACACCGCCGCUGGGCAGGCCUUCCGACAAUGUUGCAGAUGCAUGGCUGGCCUCACUGGCCCUGGGACUUCCAGUCUACUUUGCUCGUUGCCUUCCGAAUUGUGCUUCAACGAUCUGAGAGAUGCUGGUCGAAGGCAUGCCAAAAGUGAGAAGACAAACCCGCACAACCUGCACGCUGUGGCACACAAGUCCACCCUGAAACGCCCAGCUGGUGCCGAAGUCCUGAACCUCACUGCCCAGGAUUGGCAACAGCCACUGUCGCAGAAACACAUCAAAGCUCGGGUGCACAGUGCCUUGAAGGCUACAGACACGGAGCUGGGAAUCUGCUCAGAGGGCCUCACAAAGCAUCGCACCAAUAAGAACUACACAAAGCCACACAUACUGGUGCAGAGGCUUUCCCUCAUGAAGGUCCUCAGCACUUGCUAUCAUGUGCACAUCCGGCCAGAAUUGGACAGGCAGGAUGACAGGAAGGAGGUCCUUCUCAGUGUGUUUUCAUCCAUGUGGACAAGCAAGCUGGUUCCGGAGCAUUGCUUCAUUUCCUGCCGUGCACACCAGCCCACAGAUGACACCCGCUCGCUCGUGCUCUCCUCCCGUCCUUAUGCUGCACGCCUUUGGCCAUUGAAAAGGUUUGCAGAGAAUGUCUUUACCUUUGAGGCCUUGGAAGUUCCCCGGACAGACACAAUCGUUGGAGACCUUCACGAAGUUCACGUGGCCCUCACAGAGGAGUGCUUGGCACACGACCAGCUGGCAUGGAAGCAGGUGUCUGGUUGGAUGAGUCUGGCCAGCUACGUUGCCGAGUACUCCAUUCUUUCAGUGCCCCGCUCCCUGCUGUCUAGCAUCUGCAGUUCGCUGGGAUUGAAGCACGGCAAGCUCGACUACAAGUCUCGGGUCAAGCUUUUCCUUGAACAUGAGAAGAAGUCAGAGAAGUACAUCAGCGAGAUUUUGGAAGAGCUUCCUGACAAGGAGGCUGACAAAGCAGCAGAUGACAACAGGGAGCCCGACGAAAAACUUGAAGGAGAAACAGACGACGAAGAAGAAAUAAGCCUCAUGGAAGAGAUGGGAGAUGACCCAGCAUCAGAGGCGAACAUGGAAGAAGCACCGACAGAGGCAAGCAACAAUGCUGCCGAGCAGCACAGAGAUGAAGUCGCCGCAGCUGCUGAAGCUGCUCCAUGCCACGACCGGGCUUCCGAGGAUGCUAUCGCACAGGACAUCGACAUGCAGCGGAAGGAGCUCAUAUUUGGCAGCAUUUUAAGCUCUUCUUUGCUUAGGUGGUUUGCUCAUGUCAAAAAAAAUUCAAUUUGGCAUCUAAAACCCCCAACCCUUGCCACAGUAGUGAAGCUGCGAAUACAUCAAAAGUCCUUAAUAAAGCUCUAA
This is a messenger RNA of Symbiodinium natans, 3756 nucleotides long. The record is from the annotation of a GenBank genome assembly. Lineage: Eukaryota; Dinophyceae; Suessiales; Symbiodiniaceae.